Molecule: messenger RNA, 276 nt
Organism: Knipowitschia caucasica
Lineage: Eukaryota; Metazoa; Chordata; Actinopteri; Gobiiformes; Gobiidae
Source: the annotation of a GenBank genome assembly
AUGUUGAAAGAGUGGCGCGCAGCUGACGCAGAGCGCACUGUGCUGCUGCCGCUGACACUCACGGACAAACAGCAGUGCACUGACCCGGGCUGCACGGGGCUAAACGAACCGCGGAGAGCAAUGCUUUCACUUCACCUUCUGUAUUCCUUCCCCACGUGGCUCAAGUGCUCCGAGUCCGAGGAAGCCUAUGUGAAGGUUGGACAGAGCCCGGUAAAGAUGCCCAUGCCUUUACGCACAGCUGCUGUAUACAAAGAAGCCACGAGACCGGCGCGCUGA